This is a messenger RNA of Saccostrea cuccullata (small rock oyster), 2332 nucleotides long. RefSeq names its product zinc finger MYM-type protein 1-like. The record is from RefSeq and is a predicted model, not a curated record. The coding region runs from base 718 to 2202 and encodes 494 amino acids. NCBI's taxonomy places the organism in Eukaryota, Metazoa, Mollusca, Bivalvia, Ostreida, Ostreidae. The transcript has 7 exons.
UUCAGACUCUUCCGUCAAUAUUGAAAAUACAGGCACUGUAUGAUGCGUUUAAAGGACUAAGACAUCACGCAUGGUUCAGGGGAAAAAAAAGACCGAUGUGUGUCUGAAAUCAUGUCGCACAAUGCAAAAUAUUAUGUAAAGAGACUUCGGAAGAAGGACACAAAUGGCCUGACAAAAAUAUUUAAUUUUUUACAAGUCCAAACACAAGCACGGGUACAACAUGUACAAAUGAUCCAAGUACAAGUAGUACAAGUGGUGACAUUCAAUUAACAAGUACAACCGAUUGGUGUGUUGUAGAGGACGACGUCCACGAUGAAUCAGAACACAUAAAAAAAACCUGAAGUAAGUUCUAGCAAUAUCGUGUCCUUAAAAAGUCAAGAUGACCAGACAUCCCGGACUCCAAGCCUGAAAUUUGAUGAUUGUGAAGGUGAAUUGAAACCAUUAGACCAGAGAAAGUUUUAUUCACAUAAAUAUGAAAGUCAAUACAAAUGGUUGUAUUUUUCAAAUUUGAAGGGAGGAUAUUUGUGUAAAUACUGUGAACUUUUCUCAGACUCGGUGACUACUGAUUUGGAAGUGCCAUUCAUUCAUAAAGGGGCAAUUCUGGGUACACACCCUACAAGAGUUUUGGAGAAACAUGAUGGAAGUAAGAAACAUAAAUUUUCUGUUCAAAGAUACACAUGCUCGCGAGGAAAUGUUAAUGUUUACAAACAAGUACAAAUGGCAUUCGAUGAACAAGAAUAUAAGAGGAACAGAACUGUUGUGAAGAAAAUAUUCCAGUGUGUGGAUUUUCUGGUGAGACAGAAGUGGGCAGUCACUGAAAACACAGAGAAAUUAGCCAGAUUUGUUGCCAGCAUGGGGGACAGUGACCUGAAGGCCCAUUGUGACAAUACCUCAAGCAAAACAUCUUACUUGUCAUCUCAUAGUGUCACACAGAUGGUUCAGUGCAUAUCAGAUUUUCAUGAGAGAGAAUUAUUAUCUCAGAUGAAAGACAAAGAGAUUUCAUUGUUGGCUGAUGAGAGUACUGACAUAGCCAAUAGGAGCCAAUUAUGUGUCAUGACUAGGUGUGGGAAUUCAGAUGGUGAUGUAGCAACAAUUUUUUUAGGUUUUGUCAAUCUAACAAAAGGCACAGCUGAAGCCAUAAUGGAAGCAAUCAAAUCAUUUCUACAAGCCAGAGACAUAGACCUUGCCAAAAUCAGGUUCAUCGCCUUAGACGGUUGCAACACAAUGAGUGGAGAACACAAAGGACUACAGAGACGAAUCAGACACGAAAGUCCAUUCGCAUUGUUUGUCAACUGCCGAAAUCAUCGCCUAGCCUUAUGCUUAGUCCAUCUUAUCAAACGAUACCCAGUUCUUCAAGAAAUUGAUUCCACACUUCUGGCACUAUGGAAGUUAUUUGAGUUUUCACCGCAGAAGUUGGCUGUUUUCAAGCACAUUCAAUCAGUCUAUGGCAAGGAACCACUUACCAUUCUUCGUGCAGCUACUACCAGAUGGUUGUCUCAUCUUCAUGCAUCUUCAAGAUUUAUUUCAAGAUACAACUGUAUACUUGAUACACUUGAUGCACUAUAUGAAGAUAAAAAAGACCCAGAGGUAUAUGGUAUCAGGGCAUCUAUAACAAAGAAAAGUUUACUGGCAGGUAUAUUACUCCUGUGUGACAUUUUGAAACCAGUACACAUGCUUUCUCUCUAUCUUCAACAUGAAGACAUAAACUUUACCAUGCUUCCCAUCCAUGUCAAAGAAACCAUUGACUUGCUUCAUCUACUGGUUGAAAACUAUCAGAGAAAUCAGUUACAAGACACAGAGUAUCAGAAAUGUGGUGAUUUGUUCUCAGAGGUGGAUGAUAGAACCAACCUUGCAAGGCGAAUGAGAGCUGGAGCACAUGAAUUGACACCAGAAUCCUUCCUUGAACAAACAGGAAUUCCACUGAUCUAUGAUUUGAUACAAGAAAUCGAGGAUGCAUUCUGUACAGGAUCUUCUGUCCUUCCCUCCUUUGGAAUACUGGAUCCACAUAAUUUACCUGACACUGUGCAGGAACUUUCGGAUUACAAUCAAGAGAGCAUAAACAGAUUUGUUGAGUCUUAUGGAACUGCAAAAGAUGACACAUUCCAGGGACAAAGAGUCCAGGUUCGAGCACAGUUUGAACCUGUGGCCCUCAGGGCAGAGCUUGAAAAUUUUAAGCGACACCUUUCCAUGUUGAGUUUAUAGUAUUGGCUGAGAAAAUGAUCAAUUGGACUCAAAGGCAAUAAAGGAGAAGAGGAUGCACAACCAUUCAAAGCAUAUACAAGGAGUUCUGUCAGGAUAUUCUCUUGAGAGAGUGCUUUCCUCUGGUGCAUCA